Salvia miltiorrhiza (redroot sage) is the source of this 3335-nucleotide messenger RNA. RefSeq names its product kinase-interacting protein 1-like. Gene Ontology annotation, molecular function: actin binding. Lineage: Eukaryota; Viridiplantae; Streptophyta; Magnoliopsida; Lamiales; Lamiaceae. Bases 208 to 3156 code for a protein of 982 amino acids. The record is from RefSeq and is a predicted model, not a curated record. The transcript has 2 exons.
GAGAAGACCUCGUAAACCAAGAAUAGCGCAUCGUUGUGUGUUUGUUGCAAGAGAAAAUAUAGAAUCUGAGUUGUUGUUCAAACUCUCACACUCCUAUCAUCUAUUACAAUCUCAAGUGUGUAAGAGAGAGAGAGAGAGAGAGUGAAGCACCACAAGAAUAACAGUAUGAGUAUGCAAAAGAUUUAGAAGAAGAAGAAGAGGAGGAGGAUGUUGCAGAGAGCGGCGAGCAACGCCUGUUCGUGGUGGUGGGCCAGCCACAUCCGCACCAAGCAAUCUAAAUGGCUGGAACAGAGCAUGCAGGACAUGGAGGAGAAGGUGCACAGCAUGCUGAAGCUGAUCGAGGAGGAGGGCGAUUCCUUCGCGAAGCGGGCGGAGAUGUACUACAAGCGGCGGCCGGAGCUGAUCGAGGCGGUGGAGGACUCGUACCGAGCAUUCAAGGCGCUGGCCGACCGAUACGACAUGCUGUCGAAAGAGCUCCAGAACGCCAACAACACCAUCGCAACGGUGUUCCCGGAGCAGGUCCAGCUGGCCAUGGAGGCGGAGGACGAGUGCCCCACUCCCACUCCCAAACCCCUCAAAAACGUCCCCGCCAAAUCCACCAACGUCCCCAAAGUCCCCAAGGCCUCCAUGGACACCCUCAAGGGCUUCCUCAACAACGCCUCCAAACAGUUCCAACCCAAGAAGACUUUCUCCAAGACAUCCUCCAAGUCCAAGCAGCCUCGCCCCAAGCCCCUCCCCAGAUCCGGCAUGUCCAAGGAGGAAGCUCUCCUCGAGAUCGACAAGGUCAACAAGGAGAUCCUCGCCCUCCAGACCGUCAAGGAGUUCUGCAAGAGCUCCUACGAGAACGGCCUCGCCAAAUUCUACGAGAUCGACAACCAGAUCAUGGAGAUGCAGGACAAGGUCUCCAAACUGCAGGACGAGUACGAGGUGGAGGCCGUCAUCGAGGAUGGCGAAGCCCGCACUCUCAUGGCCGAGGCCGCCUUGAAGUCAUGCAAGGACACACUCGCCACGCUGCAGGAGAAGCAGGACAACUCCACCAAGGACGCCCAAGACGAGUUCAAGAAGAUCGAGGAGGCGCGCCACCACCUCCACUCCCUCAAGCAAGACUGUGGGGUCCAACACCUUGCUCAUGAGGAAGAUGAGCCUUCCAAACCCAAAGACGAAGAAGACAUCACCUCCGGUUUCAUACAAGAGCUCAACGACAUGGAGACCUUGACCUCCGACAAGACCAUGGACCUCAACUCCUCGGUGGCGCUCACAGUCACGCAGCUGGCCGAGAAGAUCGACGUGCUGGUCAACAAGGUGGUGAACCUGGAGACGGCCGUGUCGUCGCAGACUGUCCUCAUCAACACCAUGAGGACAGAGUCGGACGAGCUCCGCGCGCAGAUCAAGAAGCUGGAGGGCGACAAGGAGAAGCUCAUGGGGGACACGCGCAGCCUCAGCAUGAGGAUCAAAGAAUUGGAGGACAAACUCAGCAGGCUCGAGGAGCUCAACAACAACGUCGAAGCUCACAACAACAAGCUUGAGGCCAACUUCGCGCACUGCCGCUGCAGCCUCGAUCAUCUCUCCGAGAAACUCACCACCGUGAGGCCCGACGACGAAGCUGAGGAAUCCGACUCCUCGCACAGCAUGCACGCCAAGUCCAAGAAGAAGAAGGAGAAGAAGGAGAAGAAAGAAAAGAAGGACAAGGAGAAGAAGGAGAAGAAGGAAAAGAAGGAUAAGACGACAGAUGAAAAAGAGGUUCCCCCGAUUUCAGGUGAGGAGGAGGCCGGAGAGCAGGAAGAGGUCAAGGAUCAAAAAGAAGAGCUGCCAAGUCCACGCGACAUUAAGGUGGUCGCAGAAGAUAAAAAACAGGAGGACGCCGGUGGUGAGGAUGGUGGCAAGGAGAAUCUGGAGGUGGAGCAGCAGGCAUCUGUGGCGAAGCAGUACGAAGUGUACAAGCCAGUGCGGAGAUCAGUGACAUUUGCAGGUGAGUUAACAAAGGCACGUGCCGACGAGGAUGCCAAGGCUCAAGAAGCUAAAGAGAGCGAGCUCAGCUGGCAGCAGAUGCUGUUGAACGGGGCGGAGGAUCGAGACAAGAUCCUGCUCAGAGAAUACACCACCAUUCUCAGGAACUACAAGGAUGUCAAGAGGAAGCUCAGUGAUACGGAGAAGAAGGACAGAGACAUCCAAUUCGACAUCACCAUGCAGAUGAGGGAACUCAAACAAGCCAUCAUGAAGAGGGAUCAAGAGAUUCAACAUCUCCGUCAGGAGCUCAGCCUUCUGCAAGGAAAUAAGGAUGGCGCCAAGAAAGAAGCGCCGUCAAACUCUAGUUCAGCAGAGCCCGAAUCUGCAGACGAGGAGGCUGCAGGUAAAGUUGAAUCAGCAGAGCAGAGUGGGAAACCGGAAUCGGGAACUGAAGACUCGGAGGUGGAAGAGAAGGAAGACGACAUCAAGUUGAUGUUCAAGGUGAAAGCAUCGGCAGUCUCAGCGGUGGAGGAGAGGCUGCGCAUGGAGAUAGACGCGAUACUAGACGAGAACUUGGAUUUCUGGUUGAGAUUCAGCACGGCGUUCCACCAAGUGCAGAAAUUCAAGAGCGAAGCACAGGACCUGCUGGAGGAGAUAGCGAAGCUGAGGGAGAAGAAGAAGCAGGAAGGGUGCAUGACAGCGCAGCUGAAAUCAGAGGUGAGGCCGAUAUACAAGCACCUGAGGGAGAUCCAGACGGAGCUGACGAUGUGGCUGGAGCAGCGCGUGUGCCUGAAAGACGAGCUAAAGGGGAGGUUCACGUCGCUGUGCAGCAUACAGGAGGAGAUCACGACGGCACUCAAGGAAGGGGUGGAGGAGGAGGAGAUCAGAUUCAGCAGCCAUCAAGCAGCAAAGCUGCAAGGUGAGAUUCUCAGCAUGAAGCAGGAAAACAACAAGGUCAGAGAAGAGCUGCAGACGUGCCUGGAUCAUGUCAGCGUGCUGCAGCUGGAUAUAGAGAAGACCCUAAGACAGUUGAAUCAAGAGUUCAGCAUCUGUACGGAUCAGCCGCAGCUGCAGCACGCCAUAAGCAGGUCCAAGAUUCCUCUGCGCUCCUUCAUCUUUGGAACCAAAGUCAAGAAGCAGAAGUCACUCUUCAACUUCAUGCAUGCUAAUAGAAAAAUGCAUGGUGUCAGAGCUUUACCACCCCUCUGAUCACUACCACUCCAUCUUCUUUCUCUUCACCUUUUAUUUUUAUUUUCAUUAGUUGCUAUUUAGAUAUAGAUCAUUUUUUCUUUUCUUUUCUCUUGGUUUCUUAAUUACAGUUGUAGACUAUCACAUUUUCAUAACUUAUUAGUUACUACUCUUUUUCCAUAUUGUGCUGAUUUCAGCUG